Molecule: messenger RNA, 1243 nt
Organism: Manduca sexta (tobacco hornworm)
Lineage: Eukaryota; Metazoa; Arthropoda; Insecta; Lepidoptera; Sphingidae
Product: UPF0428 protein CXorf56 homolog
Exons: 1
Coding region: 150-797 (215 amino acids)
Source: RefSeq, a predicted model, not a curated record
UCAUUACUCCGUUGUCAUUUUUGACAUUACUGUACCUGUUUGUUGUUCUUAUAUUAUUUAUUACUAAAUACUAAUAUUGUGCAAAAUAUAUGGUGUUAACCUGCGACUGCUUUCAUUAGUAUAAUUUAAAGUCUAUCAAUUUCGUAACUAUGCCAAAAGUGGUGUCAAGAAGUAUCGUGUGCUCAGACACGAAAGACCAGGAGGAAUACAACGAAACGAAACCUCUACACAUUUACUACUGUAUAUGCGGGCAAAUGUCGCUCAUCUUAGACUGUACAAUCGACCGUCUUCCUCUCAGACCGACAGACGGCGCCCGAGUUAUAGACGGAUCAAAACACGCCCACAAAAUAACUUCGGACCCUGACGAGACGGUGCACUUAAAGCGGGAGAAAGGCAUUGAACGGCAAUACAGAAUGAAAUGUAAAAAAUGCGCCAUACCAAUAUACUACAAACACCAACAAGACAGCAAUGUAGUCUUCAUCAUGGACGGAGCUUUAGUCCAAUCUGCAGGAGAAGGUGGGGUCACAGACAUAUACAAACAGGUCGCCCUAAACCAGCCCAAGAAGAUAAUGGUGACAAAACAUACGAAAAAUAUGGGUAAGUUCAGUUCAGUGACAGUUUCCACAAUUGAUGAGGAAGAGGAUGAGAUAGAAGCUCGGGAAGUGGCAGACAGCUAUGCCAACAAUGCCAGGAUUAUAGAGAAGCAGUUGGAGAGGAAGGGCAUGAAUAAGAGGCAAGCAGAGACCCCUGCACAGACUGCAGAAAAGAGGCCCAGAGGGACUCUAAUUGAUAAGUAGACAGUGACCAAAUAUGUAAUUACUUGAGUGUUGUAUAGAACUUCUGAACUUACAAAAUAUUGUGUGUGUAAGUUUUAAAAAUUAGGAAACUGUACAAGGUGUUAUAGUUCAGUGACAGUAGUGUUGAUUGAGCAAGUUUUUUAAACUCCCAUGGAAUGUAACUUGGAAUGGUUGUACUUUAUUACUCAACAUGGAGGGUGCUAUCGCUGGCAAAUAUAAUUCAAUAAUAAGAAUAUUUUUGUAUCAUGAAUAAAUUAAUGUAUGGAUAAAUUGUUAUAUUUCACAAAAUUAUCAACCAGGCAAUGAUAAUAAAAUUGUAUGAGAAAUAAUCUGUAUUUUUUUUUGUUAAUUGUAACUCGUACUUAGGCAAAGAUGUUAUUUGGUAGAUUUGGAAGUUGGACAAUUUGUACCUAAUAACUAAAAUGUAAAUAAACCAAAUUAAAACA